AUGACUGUUGAAUCAUUCCUGUCGCUCCUCGGUGAAGAGGUUGUGAAUGUCUAUGAAGAGUCCAUUCUCCUCUUUUCAACAGUUCCAUCUUCAAGAAACCUUGGCUUUCUGGACAGCAGUGCUUCUUCAAUAUCUGUGACCGCUGCUGGCCAAGACCUGACAAUUUAUCAGUCCCCAACACUCUUAUCUUCCACUCGUCGAGGAGGUACAACAGGUGCUGUCCUAUGGAAGAUCACCCCCAUAUUUGCGGAAUGGAUAUGUGACAAACAUAAUAUCCUCUUUGCCCAUGGAGUCCUUACGACAUCAUCAUCGGUUUUAGAACUCGGGGGUGGUUCAGCAGCCGUCCUUGCACUGACGCUAGGCACACGGGUUGGAAAAUAUUACCACAGCGACCAGGAAUACGUUAUGAAGCUUGCUCAAAAGAAUUUGGGUGAGAAUUUGCCAGAAACAAUAAAGUCACCAUCAAAACGGCGGGGCAAAGUUACAAAGACAACUGGCCAUAUACCGAACAUAUCAACAAUUUCUUUAGACUGGGAGACUGAUGAUAUUCGAUACCAUCCAGCUCUGCAAGCUGGUACCUUAUUUUCUGCUGUAAUAGCCUGCGAUACCAUAUAUAACGAAGCUCUCAUCAAGCCCUUUGUAGAGACCUGCAUAGACGCAUGCUCUCUAUCUCGAAGCAAUACAGAAUCGAAUAUAGCCCCGGCAGUAACAAUAGUCGCUCAAGAGCUCCGAUCACCAGAAGUCUUCGAAAAUUGGCUUGAAACAUUUCAAAAAGCAUUCCACACAUACCGCAUCCCCGAUGACCAUCUAAUCCCUUCUUUGAGGUCUACAUCAGGAUACAGUGUACAUGUUGGAAUACUUCGCUCUGGGUUGGAACGAUCCUAA
This is a messenger RNA of Morchella importuna, 885 nucleotides long. RefSeq lists its product as uncharacterized. The record is from RefSeq and is a predicted model, not a curated record. The transcript has 3 exons. NCBI's taxonomy places the organism in Eukaryota, Fungi, Ascomycota, Pezizomycetes, Pezizales, Morchellaceae. The coding region runs from base 1 to 885 and encodes 294 amino acids.